This is a messenger RNA of Vollenhovia emeryi, 382 nucleotides long. RefSeq lists its product as uncharacterized. The record is from RefSeq and is a predicted model, not a curated record. The transcript has a single exon. The annotation marks the transcript as partial. Lineage: Eukaryota; Metazoa; Arthropoda; Insecta; Hymenoptera; Formicidae.
AUGCCUCGACAUCCCCCCCGCCCGAACCUGGGUGGUUAUGGCCUGUUUCAGGCCAACGUGAACCACUCUCCCCAUGCGCAGGAUUUACUCCAGCAAAGCAUGGUGGAGAGGGGGUUCACGUUGGCGAUCGUGGCUGAGCCCCACCGCCCCCCCAGGACAGGCAGUCCCUUUUGGGCUGUCGAUAAUGGGGCUGCGGGGGACUCGGUCGCGAUACGAUGGCGGUCGGUGCCGGGUGGUCCCGACACGACCGCCAUCGUCAGCGGCGAGCGGCACGUGGCCGUUCAAUGGGGGCCCAUCGCGGUCGUGGGGGUCUACUUAAGGCCUACCAAGAGCUUUGCCCCGUUCGAGGGCUGGCUGGAGGACAUAGGACAAACAGUCCUGA